AUGUCUGUGGCUCAGCUAUCAACCGAAGACAGCAAUUCAAAGCCAAAAAGAGCUAGAAUAAAGGAUCCACUAGUUUUGGGCUUCUCGGACGACAAUAAGAUCAAAACUAUCCAACCCCAUUACAAUGCUUUGGUGGUCACACUCAGGAUAGGGGGGUAUGAUGUGAAAAGAGUGUUGGUAGAUCAAGAAAGUGCUGUUGAAAUAAUUUACCCCGACUUGUACAAGGGGCUGAAUUUGAAACCCGAGGACCUAACGGCGUACGAUUCCCCACUAGUAAGUUUCGAGGGAAAAACAGUUACUCCAAGAGGUCAAAUUAGAUUGCCCGUACAGACCGGUUCAGAUGUUGUGGAAGUGGACUUCAUUGUGGUAGAUGCCUAUUCACCGUAUACGGCUAUCGUGACUAGACCUUGGCUUCAUGCCUUAGAAGCUGUUUCUUCUAUCCUACACCAAAAGGUGAAGUAUCCAUCCAACGGUCAAGUUAAAGAGAUUGUAGGGAAUCAGUCCAUGGCUAGGUAG
Quercus robur (English oak) is the source of this 516-nucleotide messenger RNA. RefSeq lists its product as uncharacterized. The record is from RefSeq and is a predicted model, not a curated record. The transcript has a single exon. NCBI's taxonomy places the organism in Eukaryota, Viridiplantae, Streptophyta, Magnoliopsida, Fagales, Fagaceae. Bases 1 to 516 code for a protein of 171 amino acids.